Bipolaris victoriae FI3 is the source of this 933-nucleotide messenger RNA. RefSeq lists its product as hypothetical. The record is from RefSeq and is a predicted model, not a curated record. The coding region runs from base 1 to 933 and encodes 310 amino acids. Lineage: Eukaryota; Fungi; Ascomycota; Dothideomycetes; Pleosporales; Pleosporaceae. The transcript has 5 exons.
AUGUCUGAAACAUGGGACAUGUACGGUAGGCUGGGUGCUAUCGAUAAGACCGUCGCGCUGGGACUGAGACGACGACUAGGACCAUCACUGGUCCAUAUCGGACAUGCCGGGCACUUGCGUAAUGCUCUUCACCAUGCUUCACUUGAUCGUCCUCGCUCUCCAAUCGCGCCGACGAGGACGUUGCGGGCGUUCAGUGACGAAACCCAUCUCCUGGGCCCUGCAUGCUCUGCUCCGCAGAGAGGCGAAGCUUUUCUUUUGGGCGGACGGGUACUUCGGACAUGUGCGAGAGCGUCGGCGGUGCCGCCAGCAGUCGACCGUCACCGCCUUGCACCGCCUGCCCUGCCUGCACCGCCGCAACAGCGCAUCAUGUGCUCCGGCCACAUGAGUGAAGUGGCGCACCGCAUCACCGCAUUGCCAGCAGCAGCAUCACCGACAGCAGAAGCAUCGUCAGCUCAAGCAACGUCAACCUGUAGACUGCCCAAGACUACCUCGACUACACCCACUCGCAAGACUCUGCCAGCAACACACCCCUUGACAAGCGCAGAAAGCCUUCACCCAUCCCUUGCACCCCCCGGCCCCCCCGAAAAGGGUAUCAAAGCCGCUGCGGUCCCCUCUCCAUCUGGACGCCCAGGGAAAGCUUCUGGAAUCCGUGUCAUGUUGCAACACCACAUGCUCGACACUCCGCCAACGGCGUCUAGUCCACCCCGUCUAGGUGCUGCUGCUGUCCUUCACGGCCGCCUGUUACGGCCGGCCGGCCCCCGUGUGCUCUUGCUGAUCAAGCGCCUCGUUGCUUCUCAUCUCCGGCCAUGCAUGUCCAAAUCGUCAUUUGCACAUUGUGCCCGCCAUGAGCAGCCCGUCGCAAUCUUCGCUCACGCCUAUCCACGUGUGCACAACGCUUUCGCCGUGCCCGUCGGUCAGCUUAGAUCCGACUAA